AUGGCGAGACUGUCGCUGCUGGGGGUCUUGACGGCCUUCUGUUUGUGCGUGUUUGUGGCUAGCGGCCACGAGGACCGGGAGGCUAAAUCCCUGCCAGAGGAGGAUGGAGUUUUACGGUUGGAGAAGGCGAAUUUCAACACAGCGCUGAAGAAAUACAAACAGCUUUUGGUGCAUUUCUACGCUCCACUGUCCGGAGACACGCACCGUUUGUCUGAAGUGUUUCAAAAAGCUGCGGCAGAUCUUCAGGGGUCGGAGGUCAAACUGGCCUCGGUGGACGUGACGAAAGAUAAGGAGCUGGCAAAAGAACUUAACGCAACAUCGGCCCCGAACAUCAGACUUUACCUUUUUGGGGAUAAACACAACGCCGUUCCCUGCCCUGUUCCGCAGAGCUCCGCCUCUAUUGUGACGUGGUUGAAAAGGAGGGCGGGGUCUGCUGCCGACCUCGUCAUCGCCGAUCUGAGCCAAUCGGUGAGCUUCGAGGAGCCUCGAGUGAUCGGAUUCUUUACGGACCUGACCAGUGAGUGUGUCCAGGUGUUUUACGCGGCUGCAGUGAACCUCCCAGACGUUAGCUUUGAAGUGACGCAAAACAGUGAUGUCAUCAGCAAAUAUGGCGUCACGUAUGAUGCCGUGCUGCUUUUUAAACGGUCGGAGCUGGUCCAGGUCUUCCAGAUGACCCCUCAGACCCCCGCUGAGGACCUCAUCACGUUUGUCACCGUCUACCAGAUGGAUCCAGUUACGGAAUAUUCGGGAAAGACGGCGCCUCGGCUUUUGUCGUCACCCGUUUUGAACCACGCCCUCCUUUUUGUCAACAAAAGCUCGGCGGAUUUCCAAGAACUUUACUCAGAAUUCCAUCAUGCCGCAGAGGCCUUCAGGAUGAAGAUUUUGUUUGUCCUGGUGAACGUCUUUGAGCCGCGUAACGGCCGCCUGAUGGAGUACUUCCGCGUCCGAGACUUCGAGGCCCCUCUGGUGCGAUUGGUCAACCUGACCGACCAUGUGACCUACCACCUGCCCUCUGACACGCUGGAUGCGGACACCAUCAAGACCUUCUGCCAGUCCUACUUGGAAGGCAAAGCCAAGCCAAAGAUGCAGAGCGAGCCGAUACCAGACGGAUGGGACAAACGUCCAGUGAAGGAGCUGGUAGGAAGUACUUUUGAAGAAGUGGCCUUCCAUCCCAACAAGACGGUUUUUGUCUUGUUUUACGUUCCUUACAGUCCAGAGUCCCGUGGCGUCUUCCCGCUGUGGGAGGAGCUUGCCCGGGCCUUGGAGGAGCGUGACGAUGUGGUCGUCGCUCGCAUGGAUGCCUCGGCCAAUGACAUCAACAUGUCGGUGCAGAGGGCCUACCCGUCGUUCUGGCUCUUCCCGGCGCUUCACGCUGAGCGAGCGCUGAUUUACACGGGCGAGAGGAAGCUGAAGGACUUGCUUGAUUUCGUCUACAGAGAGAUGGAGAAAGCCAAAAAAGACAGAAUAAGGGAGGAUGACGACAGAAAGAAGUACAGGGAGGCCUUGAAAGCCGAAGAGGAGAAGAAGAAAUCCAACGCGACCAAAGAUGAGCUUUAAACUUUAUAGAUUUAUG
Molecule: messenger RNA, 1573 nt
Organism: Doryrhamphus excisus (bluestripe pipefish)
Lineage: Eukaryota; Metazoa; Chordata; Actinopteri; Syngnathiformes; Syngnathidae
Product: protein disulfide-isomerase
Biological process (GO): protein folding; response to endoplasmic reticulum stress
Cellular component (GO): endoplasmic reticulum
Source: RefSeq, a predicted model, not a curated record